This is a messenger RNA of Saimiri boliviensis boliviensis (Bolivian squirrel monkey), 1035 nucleotides long. RefSeq names its product antioxidant 1 copper chaperone (gene ATOX1). Gene Ontology annotation, cellular component: cytosol. Lineage: Eukaryota; Metazoa; Chordata; Mammalia; Primates; Cebidae. The record is from RefSeq and is a predicted model, not a curated record. Gene Ontology annotation, molecular function: metal ion binding; copper chaperone activity. Gene Ontology annotation, biological process: copper ion transport.
GCACUCUCGGACGCACCGCGGAACCCGCCCUCCGAGCCCAGGGAGGCGCUGCCGCCGCCGCCGCCACGCCGCCGCCGCCGCCUCGCCGCCCCGCCGCCCCGCCGCCCCGCCGCCGCCUCGGUCAUGCCGAAGCACGAGUUCUCCGUUGACAUGACCUGUGGAGGCUGUGCUGAAGCUGUCUCUCGGGUCCUCAAUAAGCUUGGAGGAGUUAAGUAUGACAUUGACCUGCCCAACAAGAAGGUCUGCAUUGAAUCUGAGCACAGCAUGGACACUCUGCUUGCAACCCUGAAGAAAACAGGAAAGACUGUUUCCUACCUUGGCCUCGAGUAACAGGGACGUGGUCCCCACAGCCAGCAGGAUGGACCAAAGUGGGCUCCUGAUCCUCCCCUGGCUUCCAGACAGACCUGGGGCUUGGCAGUCUUGCUGAACAAUGGUGUUCCUACAGAGACCCUCAGUUGUUCUGUUCCUUUCUAGCUUCCUCGAAAUAAAAUCGAGCUGCUUUUGUUGGGAGAUGUUGUCUUGCCUGGUUUUGGUAUUGCUUGCUCAUGUGUAGUUGGUUAUGUUUACUUGGGUUUGAGUUUUGAGAGUUCCCGCCUGGGAGUCAGACACCCUGUAGAUUCUGACUCUUUGCUGUGUGAUCUUUAGCAAAUCACUUACCCUUUCUGGGCCUCAUUUUUUCCUCACCUGUAAAGUGGAGGCAUUGACCCAGAUCAAUGAUUCCCUUUCUUUUCACCAGUUUCAUAGACUCUGUAUUUUGAAAAAUUUUUGUGUAUCGAGUGAAUUGCACAAAAGGUUAUCAAAUGUUAAGGCAGUGGAAUAGUGGGAAGAGGCUGCUGGAGACAAACUUCUGGGAUAGAGUUGAAGCUCCACUACCUCCCAGCUGGGCCACUUAACCUCUCAGUGUUCACAGACAUAAAAUGUGAUGAUCGCAUCUACUGCAAAUGGUGUUUGUAGGGAGUCAAUGAGGUGAUACAUGUAAAUUUAUUAGAGCAGUGAUUGCUAGUUAAAAAUCACUCGGAUUUGAAGGGAACACUA